Molecule: messenger RNA, 680 nt
Organism: Parathielavia appendiculata
Lineage: Eukaryota; Fungi; Ascomycota; Sordariomycetes; Sordariales; Chaetomiaceae
Exons: 1
Coding region: 117-473 (118 amino acids)
Source: RefSeq, a predicted model, not a curated record
CAGCUAACGGUCCCUGCCCGGCACCAUCGCCGGAGGUUCCGCGCGGGGCCACCAAGUGAGCUAAACUCGAACGACCCCAUCCGUGCAAACUCGGCAAUGAAAUUUGGGGGAUCGCAAUGGGCGCGAGCACGCGGACCCCUGGUCUCAAAUUUCCGCUGGGAGGGGCCCAAGCGAGGCCAUGUUUCCUUGGUGCUUGCGUUGCGUUAGGUUGCCAACUUGCCGUACCGACACGGAGCAGUCCGAUGAACAAUACUGUAACACUCAGCUGCUUAGCCCUGAUAUCCUCAGUUCCCGUGGACGUUUCAUGCGAGCGCCAACCCUUUGCCUUGCCUGCGACUGUUGUUCAGUUCUCCCACGACGGCAUGAUGUGGUUAAUGCGCUGCGCCGUUACGGCUGCCGCUGGAAAUGGUUUUACGAGAGCAGAGAGACGUGAUCAGCAAAGACACUUGGGGUUCACGGAAAGUGCUGACUAAAGUGGGACCUGUGGGGAACGCUACGCAGCUCAGCUGCUGCCAGGUGGAGUUCCCAGCUGGCAGUUAAUAUGCGUCGCAAAACAAUUGCGAGAAUGACAAAAAGAACAUACAACACCAAGGAUUCGCUGGUCGUCACCGACCCAACUACUGAUCUGGCGGUCGCGGGUUUGUCGAGGGGAGAGCGGACGGGAUCCCGAAUUUUCCUGC